AUGAAUACAGGAAUUCUUGAAGUGCUUCUUGUUAAUGCUAAAGGAAUUAAGCACACAAACCUUGUUGGAAUACCUUCCUAUUAUGUUAUUAUUGAGUGUGGGUGUCAAUGUCAAAGAAGCAAAGUUUCAAAAGGGAAACAUAAGAAACCUUGGUGGAAUGAGAAAUUCAUAUUUGAUUUCUCAUCUUUGGAUUAUAAAAAUUCAACCUAUGUUAACUGCACAAUCAUGGACACAAAACCCUAUAGACAUGGUGGAUUUGUGGGUGAAGCCAAGGUUUACAUAGGUGGAUUAAUCACCGAAGGAAUUAAAGAAGGACAUAUAGAAAUAAAACCAACUCCAUAUAAUGUGGUCCUUGAAGAUCACACAUACCAAGGACAGAUAAAGAUUGGAUUAAAAUUCUUUGCAAAUAAAGAAAAUUAUGAGUAUGUGAAUGUGAUGGGGAAAGAAUUCAUUGCUCCCAAGAAAGAAACAAAUUCAAUUUUUGGAUCUUUUAUGAAGCUAUGGAGGACAAUAUCAUGGUGGAAAGGUCAGUUUGAUCCUGACUGGGGCAAUCUUGCUGAUUCCAUUGGCGUUGUUACUAACAAUCCUGCUGAAGAUGAUAACAACCUCCAGUAG
Molecule: messenger RNA, 615 nt
Organism: Arachis stenosperma
Lineage: Eukaryota; Viridiplantae; Streptophyta; Magnoliopsida; Fabales; Fabaceae
Product: elicitor-responsive protein 3
Exons: 6
Coding region: 1-615 (204 amino acids)
Source: RefSeq, a predicted model, not a curated record